AUGACGAAAUUUAUUGCAGAGGCUGACGAUCAUGGUCCAGACAAUUUCAUAUCAUUUUGUUCAAAUAUUUUAACUCAAGACAACAUUGCAGAUGCGUCUUCUUUAACUGAAACCCAAGGUGAAAAUUUCCUUUGGUACGAACUUCGUUAUGGACGCAUCACUACAUCAAAAUUAUAUGAUGCGAAUGUUUGUAAAACUGUUUCGGGUAGUUUAGUUAACCAAGUCAUGGGUGUAUCAAAAAAAUUUACUUCUGAAGCUAUGAAAAGAGGACUACGUUUGGAAAAGUUGGUUUUGAAAGAGUUGGAAAGAGUUUUGGAGACCAAAAUUCGAAACUGCGGCUUUACUAUUUUAAAAAAUGCUGCUAUUUUAGGAGGUUCUCCAGAUGGUAUCACAGAUGACGCAACGCUGUUAGAAGUCUUGCAGAUUCCUAGUGAAAUAAAAAAAAAACUAUUAUAUUUCUGA
Molecule: messenger RNA, 462 nt
Organism: Ceutorhynchus assimilis (cabbage seed weevil)
Lineage: Eukaryota; Metazoa; Arthropoda; Insecta; Coleoptera; Curculionidae
Source: the annotation of a GenBank genome assembly